AUGAGUGAUACAACCCUAAAUGACUGGCAGGAUUAUCGAUAUUGGUGUAAAUUGUGUGGUAGUUUUGAUGCCACAUUAACACCUGACAAGGAAAUUCAAGAAAUUAUACAUCAAAUAAUUGAACCAUCGGCCUAUGAAAUAUUAAUAUGUCUAGAUUGUGGAAGUGUCUUAAACACAUAUCAUGAGUUUAGAAUGAAAGCCAAGCACAUCCAACAAAUGUUUGGAGAGAUGUAUGGAAAUAAGUGUUUAGAUGAAAUUAAUUCAAUUAGAUCUCGCUAUAAUCUAGAGCUCGGAACUAUAAUUGAAGAGAAUCAUGAUAAUAGUUUUGGGCAGAUUCAUUUAAUUGUCAAGGAUGAAUGUGAUAUUAUGAAUGAAAGUAUAGAAAUUGAUGAUUCAGAGAUAAUUGAACAGGAAGUAAUAGAAGAAGAAUUCAUUAUUGAGGAGCAUUUAGAACAGGCUGAUGUCAAAGAUUUCAAUAUUAUAGACUCAAACAAGGUUCUUAAGAAACCAUCAAUUAAUAAAACCGAUUUAGAGAAGCUUUAUCAUUUUAAAUGUCAUGAAUGUAAUGAAGAAUUCAUGAAAAUGCAUCCACUAUCUGUUCACUGCAAACAGGAACAUAAUACAAAGCCACAAGUUGAAUGUUUGUGUGGUAAAAAGUUAAGCACUUGGAAACGAUUAAUGGAUCACAAAGCAAGACAUUUCAAAGAUGAAAAUCCAUUCAAUUGUUUGGAGUGUAACUUACAUUAUAAGACAAUAGCUGCUUAUGAGAAGCAUUUAGAGAAGAAACAUGGCGAGAAUGCUGAAAAGUUUAUUUGUUCACAAUGUGGAAGGAGCUUUAAAGAGAAACAAAUUCUGAAAAAUCAUGAAAGAGUUCAUUUACCAGAUGAACAGAAACUAAAAUAUCCUUGCUCGUACUGUGAUAAAAAAUUUGUGAAUAAUCAUUGCCUUAAAAUUCAUAUCGCAAGGAUACACGAGAGAGUUGCCUUCUUUUUCUGUGAGAUAUGUGGGAAAGGAUGCACAACUAAGUCAGACUUAUUAUGGCACAUGGACAAGCAUACACAGGAACGAAACUUUUCUUGCGAAAUUUGCUCAUUGAAAUUUAAAAGCUCAAAUUCACUUAGAAUCCACAAACGUCGUCAUAUGGCAGUCGAAGCAACAAAACCCUGUCCAAUUUGUGGAAAGGAAUUUCGAUCAAGUGCCGCAUUAAGUAAUCACAAACUCGUACAUUCGAAUGAGAAAAAGCAUAAAUGUGUCUACUGUCCCAACUCGUACAAAAGGCUGGAAUCAUUAAAGUGUCACUUAUCAACUCACACUGGAAGUCGUCCAUUCUCAUGUCAAUGGUGUUCAAAGACGUUCGUAAAUUCAGCAAAUUGUCGAAAGCAUAAACUUAAGGAGCAUAAGGAUGAAGUCGAAGCAUACGAGGCAGUUCAUGGAAAGAAAGGCGUUUCCAUCUCAUUAAAAGAUUAA
Molecule: messenger RNA, 1467 nt
Organism: Chironomus riparius
Lineage: Eukaryota; Metazoa; Arthropoda; Insecta; Diptera; Chironomidae
Source: the annotation of a GenBank genome assembly